GUAUAUUUUAUUAGUAGAAAAUGAAGGUGUGAAGGUCAGGGGAAACAGAGUGAGUAACUGAACAAUCCGAUGACCACAGUCUCCGGCGCCGUCGUUCCACCGUUUGUAGCACCUCCGAUUCGUCGCCCAGUCUCUCGUCAUCAUCUGAGUCUGACCAAGGUUCCUAAAGCCGGCUUGCGGAGGAGGAAACAGCUCGGAAUUGCUUUAGCGGCGGUUACGGCUUCGGAAUCAUCACCAUCGGAAGGCACGUAUGAUCCGGAGCUCCGUUUGGUUUUCGAGCUCGCCACAGAUUCUGAGCUGUACGAGCUUGAGAAUAUCCUCUUUGGUCCCAGCUACUUUAGCCCUUUGUUGAAAUCAAUCCCUAACAAAGGAGGAGGAGGUGAGAGGUUGAUGAUAGGGGAAGAUAUUCAGGUGCGAGAUGGUUUUAUCCAAUCUCUUGAAUCUAGAUUCUUGUUUCUCGCUGCAGAUGCUCGCUCCACUCUCAGGGGUUGGAGGCCUUCAUACAGAAACGUUUUACUUGCGGUGAGAAAUAAACUGAGCAUUCCCUGCUCCAGCCACUUGCCAACCGAGGAUCUUGAAGCUGAGAUUUUUCUUUUUCUUGUUGACAAUUUCUCUAGUGAAGCAUCAGGGAUAUUCCCUGGCUUGUGGGAUAGUUCUCAAGCAUCGGAGGUACAGGGAAGCUUAGAAGUUGGGCUCAGUAAAUGGAAAGUUGAACUACUUGCUGCAUUAGAAGUAGGUGCUUCAGAGGUCCAAUCUAUGAUUCUCAAGGGUGGUGGGAUGAUCACAUUUGCCAAGAUUUAUCAGUUGUUGGCUAAGAAACUAUCUGGAAAAGUAAUCCUUGAAGCCGCCAACUACCAGAUAAGGAGAGAGAUGCUGAAAAAGGGUGGACAGUUAGCUGCCAUUAACUUGGAAUCACGAGCAGCUCUGCUUGCAGCAAAACAUGGGUUUGUAGGAGCUGCAUCCAGAUACCUUGGCUUAAGAACAGUGAUGCAAUUAGUCGGCCCAAUGAUGUGGGGGACGUUACUGGCAGAUUUGGUUAUUCAGAUGCUUGAAACUGACUACGCUAGAAUCUUACGAGCAAUUUACGCGUUUGCGCAGAUUCGAAUCACGAGGACAUACAGGCUACCUUGUAAAUAAAGUAACAGUUAUUUUCUGAAGUAUCACAAUCUCCACCGUCUCUACUUAUUAUCUCGGUAACAAUGUUAAAGUAUAUAUCACUCGUAGUAUGUGGUUGAAAUGAAACUAGAUACUACUACUCGAAUGGAAACGGUCCCUUUUCUUGUUUCUUCAUAGGAGACGUGAGGUGUUUCUUUUGUAA
Brassica oleracea var. oleracea is the source of this 1318-nucleotide messenger RNA. RefSeq lists its product as uncharacterized. NCBI's taxonomy places the organism in Eukaryota, Viridiplantae, Streptophyta, Magnoliopsida, Brassicales, Brassicaceae. The transcript is spliced from 12 exons. The coding region runs from base 70 to 1137 and encodes 355 amino acids. The record is from RefSeq and is a predicted model, not a curated record.